This is a messenger RNA of Tribolium castaneum (red flour beetle), 1789 nucleotides long. RefSeq names its product sedoheptulokinase. Gene Ontology annotation, cellular component: cytosol. Gene Ontology annotation, molecular function: sedoheptulokinase activity. Gene Ontology annotation, biological process: phosphorylation; glycerol metabolic process. The coding region runs from base 242 to 1666 and encodes 474 amino acids. Lineage: Eukaryota; Metazoa; Arthropoda; Insecta; Coleoptera; Tenebrionidae. The transcript is spliced from 5 exons. The record is from RefSeq and is a predicted model, not a curated record.
GACUGAGUGUGGUUCUAUUUCGUACGUGAACAGGGUCACGCCGAAAAUGACGCAAGUUGUGUCGGCAAUCAAUAGCAGUCGACUGCCGUUUUAUCCAGCCGACGAAUCAAAAUCUCUUCGUGACCAUUUCUCCAACGAUAAAAAUAAUAUUUGGCACUUAGUACAAUAGAAUAAUAUGGUACAAUUAUGAAUGGGCGUUUGUUUUAAUAAUAGUCGUGGGGACGCCGGCUGAAGACUGGUAAUGAGCGCCAUGGCCGGCCCGGGGUACGUCCUAGGCGUCGACAUCGGCACCACUUCGGUCAAAGUGUGCGUUUUCAACCCCGAAAACAACGAAAUCGUCGCUCAAAUCGGCAAGGAGACACAAUCGAACGUCCCCAGUGACCAAGGCAUCGACGGAAACAAACAAGACGUCCCGAAAAUCAUUUCCGCCCUCAACACGUGCGUGGCCAAAUUACAGAAAAAUCUGCUGCAGCAGAUAACCAAAAUCGGGAUAUGUGGGCAAAUGCACGGAGUCAUGUUCUGGAACCAGGAUAAAUCCUGGGAACGGGUAGAGAAAGACAACAACUUAGUGCGCUUCGACGUUGUCCAAGAUCAAGUGUCAGCUCUCUACACUUGGCAGGACAGCCGUUGUGACCCUUCCUUCCUGUCAUCCCUACCCGUCCCCCAAUCUCACUUGAAGGUCUACACUGGUUUCGGCAACGCCACAAUCUUCUGGAUGGCCAAAAAUAAACCUGAAAAGCUAAAACGGUAUAACCGAUGCGGAACUAUCCAGGAUUUCGCCGUUGCUAUGCUUUGCAACUUAUCCCGACCUAUAAUGUCGGACCAGAAUGCGGCGAGUUGGGGAUACUUUGAUUGCGUGCAUCACCGCUGGAAUGAGGAAAUACUGAAACAGGCAGGUUUCCCGAUAUCCCUCCUUCCGGAAAUCAAAACAAGCGGAGAGAUAGCGGGAUACCUGGCGGACAACUGGCACAGUAUUCCCAAGGGAACUCCCAUUGGAAUCGCCCUUGCAGACUUGCAAUGUUCAGUUUUAUCCACCAUUGAGACAAAUAAGGAUGCAGUUUUAAACAUAUCGACUUCGGCACAAAUCGCCUUCGUCGCCGAAGACUACAAACCAAGUACAGGACCUCCGUCUGUAUCAACCGUAGAGUACGUCCCUUACUUCAAAAACAAGUAUCUGGCUGUUGCCGCGUCCCUAAAUGGGGGCAACUCCUUGGCGACUUUUGUCAAAAUGGUCCAACAGUGGACUAUGACUUUGGGGUUCUCGGUGCCACAAUCUAAGGUUUGGGAGAAAGUCAUUAGUUUGGGUUUGGAGGAGAACAGUGUUUCAGACUUGAAAAUUUCCCCCACUUGUCUUGGUGAAAGACACGCCCCUAAUGUCACCGCCUCUGUCACUAACAUUAAUAUCGGGAAUCUCGAAUUGGGAAAAGUCUUUCGAGCUUUAUGCAAUGGCCUACUUGUUAAUUUGCAUAGUAUGAUGCCUAGGGAUAUUCUCCAAAAUGCGAAGAUAACAAGGAUUGUUGGGAAUGGGUCAGGUCUGUCCAGGAACAAAGUCUUGCAAAACGAAGUGUUGAAUCUUUACAAGUUGCCUUUGGUCUUUACUACGGGGGGUGAUGCGGCUAAAGGGGCCGCCAUGGCCAUGAAUUUAGAUACCGUAAAUUUUAAGUAACUAGUGUCCAAAUAUUUAUGUCUGAUUUAAAUUUAGAGUGAUAAUAACGAGUCCCGUACAAUCGUCCAAUAGUGGCCUAUUUUGUUAUGAAUGUAACACAAAUAAAGAUAUAUCUACACUCUA